This is a messenger RNA of Paecilomyces variotii, 5775 nucleotides long. Its product is annotated as 1,3-beta-glucan synthase catalytic subunit FksP. The record is from RefSeq and is a predicted model, not a curated record. Gene Ontology annotation, molecular function: 1,3-beta-D-glucan synthase activity. Bases 1 to 5775 code for a protein of 1924 amino acids. Gene Ontology annotation, biological process: (1->3)-beta-D-glucan biosynthetic process; fungal-type cell wall polysaccharide biosynthetic process. Gene Ontology annotation, cellular component: 1,3-beta-D-glucan synthase complex; plasma membrane. The transcript has 3 exons. NCBI's taxonomy places the organism in Eukaryota, Fungi, Ascomycota, Eurotiomycetes, Eurotiales, Thermoascaceae.
AUGUCGGGCUAUCAACAAGGCCACUACGACGAAGGCGGCUAUGCCCAGGGCGGCCACGGCGAUUCCUACUAUCAGGAUGAGCAUAGUCAAGCCUACUACGACCAGCACGACUACUCUCAGCACGGUGACGCGUACUAUGACCAAUCUGCUUAUGAUGGUCAUAACGCUGAGGGUCACCACGGUUACCAGGACGGCUAUUAUGAGGGCGGCGGUCAGCAGGGUUACCAGGAUGAGUACUACAACGACCAGUAUUACGACCAGGGUAACAAUGGCCACCAAAGCUAUGGAGGUCGCGGCAGACGCCGUGGUCAGGAUUCUGAGGAUGAUUCAGAGACCUUCAGCGACUUUACCAUGAGAUCGGAGACGGCCCGCGCCGCAGACAUGGACUACUAUGGCCGCGGCGAUGAACGGUACAACAGCUACAACGACAGCCAGAUGGGCGGUCGAGGUUACGGAUACCGGCCUCCGUCUUCCCAGAUCUCCUACGGUGGCAACCGAUCGUCUGGUGCAUCUACCCCGGUGUACGGUAUGGAUUAUAACAAUGCCCUGCCACCAGGUCAACGCUCGAGAGAGCCGUACCCGGCCUGGACGUCGGAUGGUCAGAUCCCGCUUUCGAAGGAGGAGAUCGAGGAUAUCUUUAUCGACCUCGUGAACAAGUUCGGUUUCCAGCGUGAUAGCAUGCGAAACAUGUACGACCAUAUGAUGACUCUUCUGGAUUCCCGUGCUUCUCGUAUGACCCCCAACCAAGCCCUCCUAUCUCUGCACGCCGACUACAUUGGCGGAGACAAUGCAAACUACCGCCGUUGGUACUUCGCAGCUCAUCUAGACCUCGAUGAUGCCGUCGGUUUUGCGAACAUGAAGCUGGGUAAAGCAGACCGCAAGACUCGCAAGGCACGUAAGGCCGCCGCGAAGAAGGCCGAGCAGAACCCGGAGAACGAGCAGGAGACCCUGGAAGCCCUGGAGGGCGACAAUAGCUUGGAGGCUGCUGAAUACAGGUGGAAGACGCGCAUGAACCGCAUGUCUCAGCACGACCGUGCCCGACAACUCGCUCUCUACCUGCUUUGCUGGGGUGAGGCUAACCAGGUUCGAUUCAUGCCUGAAUGUCUCUGCUUCAUCUUCAAGUGCGCGGACGACUACUACAGCUCUCCCGAGUGCCAGAACCGCGUCGAGCCGGUUGAGGAACUGACCUAUCUGAACGACGUCGUUACUCCGCUCUACCAGUACUGCAGAGACCAGGGUUACGAGAUCCUCGAUGGCAAGUACGUACGACGUGAGCGUGACCACAACCAGAUCAUCGGUUAUGAUGACAUCAACCAGCUCUUCUGGUAUCCCGAGGGUAUCGAGCGUAUUGUCCUGGAGGACAAGACGCGCUUGGUCGAUAUACCCCCUGCCGAGCGCUGGAACAAGCUCAAGGAGGUCAACUGGAAGAAGGUGUUCUUCAAGACCUACAAGGAGACCCGAUCCUGGUUCCACAUGAUCACCAACUUCAACCGUAUCUGGGUUAUCCACCUUGGUGCUUUCUGGUUUUUCACUGCUUACAACUCACCUACCAUCUACACGAAGAACUAUCAGCAGCAGGUUAACAAUAAGCCCCCGGGAUCAUACUCGUGGUCUGCUGUGGGUCUUGGUGGUGCACUCUGUUGUUUGAUUCAAAUCUUUGCGACUUUUGCUGAAUGGCUCUAUGUUCCCCGCAGAUGGGCCGGCGCGCAGCACCUCAGCAAGCGUCUUUGGUUCCUGAUCCUCAUGUUUUGCAUCAACUUCGGACCCAGUGUCUACGUGUUUGGUGUCUCUAAGGAAGGCAAGGACAAGCCUGCUCUCGUUUUGGGUAUCGUGCAGUUCUUCAUCGCCCUGGCUACAUUUUUCUUCUUCUCUGUCAUGCCUCUUGGCGGACUCUUCGGCAGCUACAUGAACAAGAAGAAGAGCCGCCAGUAUGUGGCCAGUCAGACAUUUACGGCAAGCUGGCCCCGUCUUCACGGUAACGACAUGUGGAUGUCAUACGGUCUAUGGGUCUGCGUUUUUGCGGCUAAGUUGGUCGAAUCGUACUUCUUCCUGACCCUGUCGCUGAAGGACCCUAUCCGUAUCCUCUCGCCGAUGAAAAUCCGUCGUUGUGCAGGAGACAAGAUCAUUCCGAAUGUUCUCUGCAAAUGCCAGCCCCAGAUCCUGCUCGGUCUCAUGUUCUUCAUGGACUUGACGCUCUUCUUCCUGGACAGUUAUCUCUGGUACAUUAUCUUGAAUACGGUGUUCUCCGUCUCACGGUCAUUCUACCUCGGUGUUUCUAUCUGGACGCCGUGGAGGAAUAUCUUCUCCCGUCUCCCGAAGCGUAUAUACUCUAAGGUCCUCGCCACUACUGACAUGGAGAUCAAGUACAAGCCGAAGGUUCUCAUUUCACAGGUAUGGAACGCUAUCGUGAUCUCUAUGUACCGAGAGCAUCUUUUGGCUAUCGACCACGUCCAGAAGCUUCUGUACCACCAGGUUCCUUCCGAGCAGGAGGGCAAGCGGACUCUCCGUGCGCCUACUUUCUUCGUUUCUCAGGAAGACCACUCGUUCAAGACAGAAUUCUUCCCUGCGCAGAGUGAGGCUGAGCGCCGUAUUUCUUUCUUCGCGCAGUCGCUCUCGACUCCUAUUCCGGAGCCGGUGCCUGUGGACAACAUGCCUACCUUUACUGUUUUGAUUCCCCACUACAGUGAGAAGAUCCUUCUGUCUCUGCGUGAAAUUAUUCGUGAGGAUGAGCCCUACUCCCGUGUUACGCUGCUUGAGUACUUGAAACAGCUUCACCCUCACGAGUGGGAUUGCUUCGUCAAAGACACCAAGAUUCUGGCCGAUGAGACUUCACAGUUCAAUGGCGAUUACGAAAAGAACGAGAAGGAUGCUGCCAAGAGCAAGAUCGAUGAUCUGCCGUUCUACUGCAUUGGUUUCAAGAGUGCCGCUCCUGAGUACACUCUCCGUACGCGUAUCUGGGCGUCACUUCGCUCCCAGACCCUGUACCGUACUAUCUCUGGUUUCAUGAACUACAGCCGUGCAAUCAAGCUCCUCUACCGUGUUGAGAACCCGGAGGUCGUUCAGAUGUUCGGCGGAAACUCUGAUAAAUUGGAGCGCGAACUCGAGAGAAUGGCUCGCCGCAAGUUCAAGAUCUGUGUUUCUAUGCAGCGUUACGCGAAGUUCAACAAGGAGGAACGGGAGAACACUGAGUUCCUCCUUCGUGCGUACCCUGAUCUGCAAAUCGCGUACCUGGACGAGGAAGCACCCCUGAAUGAAGGCGAUGAGCCGAGACUGUACUCCGCCCUGAUUGAUGGUCAUUGUGAGCUCCUUGACAACGGAAUGAGAAAGCCCAAGUUCAGAAUCCAGCUGUCCGGAAACCCCAUUCUCGGAGACGGAAAGUCUGACAACCAGAACCACUCGAUCAUCUUCUACCGUGGCGAAUACAUCCAGCUUAUCGAUGCUAACCAGGACAACUAUCUUGAAGAGUGCUUGAAGAUCCGCAGUGUCCUGGCUGAGUUUGAGGAGAUGACCACAGACAACGUGUCCCCCUAUACCCCUGGUCUCCCGUCCAACAAGUUCGACCCUGUAGCUAUUCUUGGUGCUCGUGAGUACAUUUUCUCGGAAAACAUUGGUAUUCUGGGUGAUGUUGCCGCCGGAAAGGAACAAACGUUCGGUACCCUGUUCGCACGUACGCUUGCUCAGAUCGGUGGAAAGCUGCACUAUGGUCACCCCGAUUUCCUGAACGGUAUCUUCAUGACAACUCGCGGUGGUGUCUCCAAGGCUCAGAAGGGACUUCACCUGAACGAGGAUAUCUACGCCGGUAUGAACGCUAUGCUCCGUGGAGGUCGUAUCAAGCACUGCGAGUACUACCAGUGUGGUAAGGGACGUGAUUUGGGUUUUGGUUCCAUUCUUAACUUCACAACCAAGAUCGGAACUGGUAUGGGUGAGCAGAUGCUUUCUCGAGAGUACUACUACCUUGGUACCCAGCUGCCUCUCGAUCGGUUCUUGUCCUUCUACUAUGCCCAUCCUGGUUUCCACAUCAACAACAUGUUCAUCAUGUUGUCGGUGCAAAUGUUCAUGAUCGUGUUGAUCAACCUGGGAGCCUUGAGGCAUGAGACCAUUCUCUGUCGCUUCAACCCCAAUGUUCCGAUCACUGAUCCAUUGAUGCCCACUGGAUGUGCCAACCUUACUCCCGUCACCAACUGGGUCAACCGCUGUAUCGUCUCUAUCUUCAUUGUGUUCUUCAUUUCGUUCGUGCCUCUGGCUGUCCAGGAACUUACGGAGAGAGGACUUUGGCGCAUGGCCACGCGUCUCGCUAAGCACUUCGGCUCGUUCUCCUUCAUGUUUGAGGUGUUUGUGUGCCAGAUCUACGCGAAUGCUGUGCACCAGGAUCUUGCGUUCGGUGGUGCCCGUUAUAUCGGUACUGGUCGUGGUUUCGCCACUGCCCGUAUUCCUUUUGGAGUCCUGUACUCGCGUUUCGCCAGUCCUUCCAUCUACCUCGGUGCUCGCUCAUUGCUGAUGCUGCUGUUCGCCACGACGACCGUGUGGACGCCUGCCCUCAUCUGGUUCUGGGUCUCCUUGCUGGCUCUCUGCAUCUCGCCAUUCCUGUUUAACCCACACCAGUUUUCCUGGCACGAUUUCUUCAUCGACUACCGUGACUACCUCAGAUGGCUUUCGCGUGGUAACUCUCGCUCGCACGCAUCUUCAUGGAUCGCCUUCUGCCGUCUGUCCCGAACUCGGAUUACUGGUUACAAGCGCAAGCUCCUCGGUGUUCCUUCUGAGAAGAUGUCGGGAGAUGUCCCUCGGGCCCGUAUCACCAACGUCUUCUUCAGUGAGAUCGUCGGACCUUUGGUGCUCGUUGCUGCAACUUUCAUCCCCUACCUCUACAUCAACGCGCAAACUGGUGUCAAGAACGCCACUCCUACGAACUCCCUCAUCCGUGUUGCCAUUGUUGCUUUCGCACCAAUUGGCGUUAACGCGGGUGUCGCUGGUGGUCUCUUCAUGAUGGCUUGCUGUAUGGGCCCCCUCUUCAGCAUGUGCUGUAAGAAGUUCGGUUCGGUCCUUGCCGCUAUUGCUCACUGUAUCGCUGUCAUCGUUCUCUUGGCCAUUUUCGAGGUGAUGUUCUUCCUCGAGGGCUUCUCAUUCCCUAGAUGUCUGCUUGGAAUGAUCUCCAUGGCUGCCAUUCAGCGCUUCGUCUACAAGCUCAUCAUCUGUCUUGCCCUCACAAGAGAAUUCAAGAAUGAUCAAUCCAACAUUGCCUGGUGGACCGGAAAGUGGUACAGCAUGGGUUGGCACUCCAUUUCUCAGCCUGGCCGUGAAUUCCUUUGCAAGAUUACCGAACUCGGAUACUUUGCUGCCGACUUCGUCCUCGGCCAUCUUCUGCUGUUCGUCAUGCUCCCCGCUCUUUGUGUUCCGUACGUGGACAAGUUCCACUCUGUCAUCCUCUUCUGGCUGCGUCCUAGCCGGCAAAUCCGCCCACCAAUCUACUCCCUGAAACAGUCGAAGCUCCGCAAGAGGAGAGUCAUCCGCUUCGCCAUUCUGUACUUUACCGUGCUGAUCCUUUUCAUUGUCCUCAUUGCAGCGCCUCUCGUUAUCCACAACAUGAAUAUGAAAUUCAACAUUGACAUCAUGCAGCUUAUGCAGCCGAUCAACCAGGACAACAACGACACAUCGAGUGCGUACACAGGUAACAACCUUCCUGGUGGAAAGAACGCUCCUGCCACGCCCACUAGCGGUGGUUCCGCGGCGUCCACAUCGGGUAGUUCUCUCAAGAUGGUUAGAAUGAUGGCGUUCUAA